This is a messenger RNA of Aspergillus ibericus CBS 121593, 3009 nucleotides long. Its product is annotated as armadillo repeat protein. The record is from RefSeq and is a predicted model, not a curated record. The transcript has 3 exons. The coding region runs from base 1 to 3009 and encodes 1002 amino acids. Gene Ontology annotation, molecular function: protein binding. Gene Ontology annotation, biological process: proteasome-mediated ubiquitin-dependent protein catabolic process. Lineage: Eukaryota; Fungi; Ascomycota; Eurotiomycetes; Eurotiales; Aspergillaceae. Gene Ontology annotation, cellular component: GID complex.
AUGACUCGCGCUUCGGCUCCUCCACUCCUGCUGCAACUUCAGAGUGCAGACUCGUCGUCGGCUCAGGCAGCUGCCCUCCGGAGCUUGAAGAACGAGACAAUUGGUCAUGAUCAACGUAAAGAGUCCUGGAUACGAUGGGGGAUCAUUCCCGUGCUCGCCAACAUCCUGGCUGCCCGGCAGCCCUCCGGCAAAGGACCUGCUUCCGCGGAGCACAGCGGGGGCUCGAGGCUUCGCUAUCCUACGUCGUCGGAGGACGAAGCGUGUCUGCAGGCGGUUAUUAUUCUGGGGAGUUUGGCACAAGGAACUGAUGCUCGAGCAGGCGGCGCGGCCUUCCUUUCCCCCAUCUUCUCCAGUGGUAUCCUCUCCGCCCUUCUCUCGAUCCUCUCCGCGCCUGAAUGUCCCUCGUUCUUCGUUUGCCCCAUUCUCCGAACCCUAAACAACAUCGCGGAUCGGUUACCACUGCAGAGUUCGGCCAAGGACACGCGCUUGGCCGACCUACUCUUCUCCAAUGACCACAUUGCCUGCUUAGCCCACAUCCUGAGCCAGGACUACGGUAACCACCAUAAUCAAGCGGCCAUUGAACUUGCUGCGUCUCUCGUCGGGAAACUGUGCACGGAGGAAACCCACAAGGCAGUUUUGGCCGAGUGCGGAGUCUUAGAUGCCUUGGCCGUGAAGGUAGCUUCUUUCAUCGUGGCUCAAGGUUUCGUGCUUCCUGGUGCAGAAGCACAUGUACAGGAAUCUGGUGCGCUCGGGUCUUUGCCGACCCCUGCACCGGCUGGAGCCAAAUUGGCACCUAUUCUUCGGGCCAUCACAGUCAUAAUCGAGCAUUCGAAGUGGCGCGCCGAACAUUUUCUCUCGUCGCCGGGUAUACUUACGGUGUUUCCCAAGCAGCUACCCGAGUUCGCACCGACAGACAUCAAAAAGGGACCGUGGGGUUCAACCUAUCUUUCAGGCUCGGCCGUCCCCCGCCAUGCCGGCGCGAGUCCCUUGGAGCACCUCUUGCCCUCAGUCCCCUUGGCGCAAAACAAGUCUCCGGCCAACACCCCCAAUUUUCCGCCUUUGGGCCACCAGGGCACCACCCAUCACCGCCGACACAGCCAAUCAAUUUCGACGCCGAUGUCGGUUUACGACACUCCAACUUCCGAAGACGAGGAAAACCCCAUCGUGCCGUGGCUCUUGUAUAUCCUCCGCACAGAAAGUGGCAUGGUCCGGUUGAUGGCGGCUCGUUUGGUUACCGUUCUCUUCCGUCUGGGCCUGACCAAAAAGCGACGAGUUUCGAUGCUAUGCUACGUCUUGAUACCUAUCUUAAUACGCAUGCUCGAUAAGGACUACGAAGUAACUGGGGACGACGGGGUGCAAUACGGCGGAUUGAUUCCUUCGAGUGAGCGUCUUCGUGAAGAGGCUCCGUUCGUGCUUGCGACCCUGGUGAUCGACGAUUUCGAGUUGCAGAGGCACGCCGCCGACGGAAAUGCUAUUAAACGGCUCUCUCAACUGCUCAAAGAAACAUAUAACCCGGUGCAAGAGGCUAUACGUCCGAUGUGGCAUGCCGAAGGCGAAGAUAGUGCCUCGAGUCCCCCCGAAUCCCUGCCGGCGGAGUGUCGACUGGGUUCCCCUGGCUUUUCUCCUAUCCACUGCCAUGUCAUGCGCUACCGCGAGAACAUUCUUAAGGCUCUAGCUGCUCUAGUCCCUUUCAAGGACGAGUAUCGCAAAGCUGUCUGUGAGAAUGGCGUGGUACCGUACAUCAUUGAUUCGCUGAAACCGUGCUCGGAUGAUCAAUUGGCGGACACCACAUCGCCUAAGAACACUGCUACCCAUGGCAAUCCAACACCAACUCUGCUGGCUGCUUGUGGUGCCGCACGGAUGCUGACGCGCUCAGUCAGUGUUCUGAGAACAAGUAUGAUCGACGCGGGUGUGGCGACGCCCCUAUUCGUCUUGAUUAAACACCCCGAUAUCGAGGUGCAAAUCGCCGCAACGCAGGUCAUCUGUAACUUGGCCUUGGAUUUCAGUCCGAUGAAGGAGGCGAUUAUUUCCGCGGACAUUCUCCCCACGCUUUGCGAGCACGCACAUUCUCCCAGCACCAAGCUCCGCAUUGAGUCGCUGUGGGCGCUGAAACACGUGGCGUAUAAUUCCACCAACGACGUCAAGGUCCGGAUUAUCGAGGGGCUGGGCCCCGGGUAUAUCAGGCAGAUCAUCACCCAGGAUCCGAUCACUGCCUUGGCGAAGCGAGGACUGGAUGAAGACAUGGAGAACAACGGCGGCGUCGGGAUGGGCCGGGCCAACUCUGCGCGAGAACAGGUGGACCUGCUGAACCCGAUGGAGACUGCCGGGCACGACGAGGAUUUGAAGAUGGCGGACACCAUGCCCCCGUCCAAGAUGAGCCUGGACAUGUUCCUCCCCGACGCUACGCGGCGGCGCAAGUUGGCAUUGCAUGGCAAUCUCGACCAGACGACCCAGGCUCGGCAGGAUGAUAUUGCGGUGCAAGAACAGACGUUCGACCUGUUGCGGAAUAUCAUCUGCGGGCCUGGGGCAUCCGAGAUGAUUGAGCACCUGUUCAAGACGCUCGGGCAGGACCUGAUUCUGGAUGCGUUGGCGGACAAGCUCCGGCCCCGCUCGAUCCAGCUUCCGCAUCGGAGGGAGGCGUCGGGGCACCGGGCUCUGAGCGUCCCUACGGAGAUUCUGGUAUCGGUUACCUUCGUCAUGAUCCAUCUGGCUGCCGGCCUCCCCUGGCAUCGGCAGCUCCUCGUGUCGCAUCGGGACCUGUUGCGCUAUCUGAUGGGGUACUUCAACCACAGCCAUCGCGACGUGCGGACCAACUGCGUGUGGGUGGUGAUCAACCUGACGUAUAAGGAUGACGCGAGCGAGGAGGAGGGCUGUCGAGAACGGGCGUUCCGACUACGGGCGAUGGGGGUGAUGGAUCGGCUGGCCAGCCUGGGCGAUGAUCCGGACCUGGACGUGCGAGAACGGACGCGGACGGCGCAGGAUUUGGUAAAUUCCUUGACGCACGCAUAG